AUGCCAGAUUUCAAGCCUGGGCAGACUGUCCAGCUCAACGAUGGCCGUAAAGCCAUUGUCCGCUUCGCUGGAGCUACACACUUUCAGGUCGGCGAGUGGAUAGGCGUCGAAUUGGAGGAGAAGACGGGUAAAAACGAUGGCAGCGUCCAGGGAGAGCGUUACUUCGAUUGCCCCAUGGGCUAUGGCAUGUUUGUCAAGCCUGUGAUGGCCACUAUUAUAGCGCAAGCCCCAACACCGAAACCACCAGCUCGAAAGCCCUCAAGGCCGAGUAGCUACAACCCAGCUUCGGGAAGGGCGUCAAGCGCGGCGGGAGAUGCAGGCUUGGGUAGGAGAAAGAGCCUGAAUGCUCCCAGUCCGAGUCCGGUCCCUAGAGCGGCCCGGCCGACGAGUCUCACAAGGUCCCCCACAAAGUCCCCUACGAAGCAACUGAGUGGCACCUCGAGUACUACAAUCUCUCGGACAGGAACACCCUCGGGCGCGCGUGCCCCAUCGGUAGGAGCGAAGCCGCGCGCUUCAGUUGGAGGAGGUCGUACAUCUAUGGGCCCUCCACCACCUAUCGCUCGAACAACAAGACAACCAUCCACAUCUUCAACGAUCUCAAGACCUGGAGCAGCGCCGACAAGGACCACUAGCAGUCGCAUGUCAUUGACGGCACCGUCACGUCCAGGGUCCGCUGCUAGACGAACAUCUAUCGAUUCUCAAGCACGAAGGGGUUCCUCAGAUAGAGAAGAUGUUAUUUCGCCUCCCCCCAAAGACAAUGGAGAUAUUCUUUCACCACAACCCAGAAGCCCAGUUCAAGCAAGAACAAAGGCCCUCGAGAAACUUACAGCAGGACCGGCAUCACGACAAUCUACACCGCCCACAUCCCGGAAGCCCUCGGCGACUAGCACGACUGGUGCACCACGUCCUGCCGCAAGCACGGCGGCAAGUCGAGAAAUUGAGGACCUCAAGGCUAAGUUAAAGGUUUUGGAACGCAAGCGGGCUGAGGAUCGGGACAAGUUAAAGCAACUCGAAACAGUGCAAAAUGAGAGGGACAAAUUCGAAAGCGUCAUACAAAAACUGCAACAAAAGUAUCAACCUCAGCAGCAAGAGAAUGCCGAGUUGAAGAAGCUGUUGAGAGAAGCGGAAAUGCGACUAGAGUCCAUCGAAGAGUUUCAGCAAGAGCAUGAGAGCAUAUUAGAACUAGCCACUCUCGAUCGCGAGAUGGCAGAGGAAACGGCAGAGGUUCUGAGAGCUGAAUUAGACGCUCUCAAGGAAAAGGCGGAAGAGAUGGAACUAGAAGUCGAAGUGCUGAAGGAAGAGAACGAAGAAUACAGCAAAGGAAUGACCCCCGAGGACCGAGCGAGUACUGGCUGGUUGCAAAUGGAACGAACAAAUGAACGAUUACGAGAAGCAUUGUUACGACUGCGCGAUCUUACUCAAGCCUCCGAAGAGGAAUUGAGAGACCAAAUCUCGGGAUUGGAGGAUGAUCUGAAGGAGUUCAGCACCAUGAAGGAGGAAUUUUCCGUCUGUCGAGAAAAGCUUGAACAGUCGGAGACUGCGGUCGAAGACCUACGCCAACAACUUGACACCGCACUUGGUGCUGAAGAUAUGAUUGAAGAUCUGACAGAGCGAAACAUGAGCAUGUCUGAGCAGAUCGAAGAGCUAAAGGCUGUCAUUGACGAUCUUGAGAGCCUGAAGGAAAUCAAUGAUGAGCUGGAGAUUAACCAUGUGCAGAAUGAGAAAGAGAUGCAGGAAGAAAUGGAUUUCAAGGAUAGUGUCAUUGCUGAGCAGGCUCGACGAGCGGGCCAGCAAGAAGAAGCACUAGAGGAUAUGGAGUACACUCUUUCACGAUUCCGGGAGUUGGUCACGAGUCUACAGAGCGACUUGGAUGAUAUGAGAGCCUCCCAGGCUGUCACCGAGGGCGAGUCAGAGAAGCUCAACGACCGAUCUCGCGCCAUGAUGGAUCUCAACAUGAAGCUGCAGAUCUCAGCAUCCAAGGCACAAGUCAAGACAAUUGAUCUUGAGCUCCGACGAUUGGAAGCACAGGAAGCCGAGCAGCACUUGGAGAUCCUGAAGCUCUUCCUCCCAGACACCUACAAGGAGGAUCAAGAUUCUGUCCUUUCCCUGCUUCGGUUCCGUCGUGUAGCCUUCAAGGCGAACCUACUCAACAGCUUCAUCCGAGAGCGACUCAACGGACAGCCCCAUCCUGGACAUGAGGACGAUGUGUUUGCUGGUUGCGAUGCUUCAGACAAGCUUGUCUGGGUGUCCAAUAUGUGUGAUCGCUUUGUCAACGACAUGACACAUUGCACCAUCGAACAAUUCUCCAAGUACCAGAACGCUUUGCACGAACUUGAACCUGUUGAGCGCGCUCUCAACGUUUGGAUCGAUGGUUUGCGUCGGGAUGACCUGAAGGAGAAGACAUGCGCUGAUGAACUUCACCGCACUAUCGCCCUUCUUUCUCAUCUCGGAGAGGUACACAUCUCAAACAGCUUGGCCAACUAUGCCGAUGAUAUCCACAUGAAGGCCAACGUCAUGCAGAGCCAUCUUGACUCUGCGGCCGUUGCCUUCAACACCCUUCGAGGUCUUGUCCAACGCGUGGUUCCCACAGAGGGUGACGAUGAGGAGCUUGCGCAGCACUUUUCCAAGAAGUCUGAGGCUGUAAUUACAAACACUCGAGGUGCCAAGGUUAUCGCUGCCAAGGCUGUACGAGCUCUCCAGGACUUAAGAACUCGAUCUCUGUCCUUGUUACCUGAUACUAAUGAGGCCUUUGACGAAUGCUGUGAGGCGACCAAGGAGCUUGCUAAUCUGGCACGACAAAUUGGUCUUGGCCUCCACAACCUGUUCCAUGCUGACGAAGGCCGAACUGAGCCCUUCACGUAUACGGAGGUCCAGUCUACCGUUCACAAGACUGUUCUCUCAGUGUGCACCUCAAGCGAGUCGGAUAUCUUCUCUACAUACCUAUCCAAGCUGCGGGAUGUCACCACCCAAAUCUCAGAUCUGGCAUCACUCGCCACCGACCUUGACCAGGUUCAAGAAUUCGAUGUUGCUACUGCUCCCUGGCGAUUGCGGUCUCAAGAACUCAAGGCUCUCAAGACCAUUCCCGUUGAUGCCGAAGAGGAGCUUCGCCGUCUCAAGGAGGAACACAGCGAGGCUCGUCGCACGAUCGCCCAGCGUGACGAGCAUCUCAGCACUGCUGUUCUCAAGAUUGAGACCCUCGAGUCUAGAAUGCGUGACGCUCAGGCCAACAUUGACCGCAUUGCCAAGCUACAGGAAGAGCUUGAGGCUUCCGGUCAAGAAAUUGGAGGUCUCAAGGAGGACAUCGAGAAGCAAGACCGUGAACUCAAGAACCUUGAAUCAGAGCGCGACAAAUGGAAGAAGAUUGCCAGCGAUAGUCGUGCUUAUGCUGAUGGUGCCGAUGCUGCUGGUGCUAAGGCUGGUCAAGAACGCGCGGUUGCCACAGCACGCGAAAUGGACGCCCUCAAGAAGGACAUCGAGAGUCUCCAAUCAGCAGUCCGAUACUUGCGUGAAGAUAACCGCCGCGCUCGCACAUCAGAGCAGCACAAGUACGAGUGGCUGGCUGAACCACUCAAGAAGCCUACUUCUGUCACCGAGCAGCGCCGAAACAUGAUUGCCACUGAGGGCAAGGAUGUACUUGGUGAGCUUGUCAAGAUGGCAUCCUCAGCAUCGAUGUACGACUUCUCCACCCUGCCCAAAGACAAGCUUUCUUGGAAGCCUGCUCGAUCAACACCACAGUACCAUGCUGCCAAGCAGAUGGAAGACUAUGCCGCUUGGGGAGCCUGGCAAGAGUCGGUUCUCAAGAAGGCCCAGGUCCUUCAGGGCCAGACGGCCAACGUCGAGAAGAGAAAGAGGGCACCCGCAGCAGCUCGUCUGCGUAUCAAGCUGCCUGGUGCUAAUGGAAAGAUUGUCCCUGGAUCGGGACGCGAGGUUCAAAUCGUGGGAUCUUCUGAGUGGGAGGCUCUGCAGGGCCGUUUGGCUGUAUGA
Molecule: messenger RNA, 3984 nt
Organism: Fusarium poae
Lineage: Eukaryota; Fungi; Ascomycota; Sordariomycetes; Hypocreales; Nectriaceae
Exons: 2
Coding region: 1-3984 (1327 amino acids)
Biological process (GO): nuclear migration involved in conjugation with cellular fusion; establishment of mitotic spindle orientation
Cellular component (GO): spindle pole body; microtubule associated complex; cell tip
Source: RefSeq, a predicted model, not a curated record